Messenger RNA from Henningerozyma blattae CBS 6284, 444 nucleotides. RefSeq lists its product as uncharacterized. Gene Ontology annotation, molecular function: calcium ion binding. Bases 1 to 444 code for a protein of 147 amino acids. The transcript has a single exon. The record is from RefSeq and is a predicted model, not a curated record. Gene Ontology annotation, cellular component: myosin II complex. NCBI's taxonomy places the organism in Eukaryota, Fungi, Ascomycota, Saccharomycetes, Saccharomycetales, Saccharomycetaceae.
AUGGUUCCACAACUUACACAAGAACAAAUAGAAGAAUAUAGGGAAAUCUUCAAUCUAUUUGAUAAAGAUCAUAGUGGGUCAAUUUCAGGGAGCGAGCUUACCUCAGUGAUGCGUUCCUUAGGUUUAAAACCUACCGAAUCUGAAGUCACAGAUCUAAUGAAUGAGAUUGACCUAGAUGGUAAUCACCAAAUUGAGUUUGAUGAAUUUUUAGUUCUUAUGUCUCGCCAACAAAAGAGUAACGACUCGAAAGAAGAAUUAUUAGAAGCCUUCAAAGUCUUUGAUGUUAAUGGUGAUGGUUAUAUUAGUCGUUCUGAAUUAAAACAAGUAUUGACAUCUAUUGGUGAAAAUUUAUCCGAACAAGAAAUCGAUGAUAUGAUGAAAGAAGUCGGUGAUGGUAAGGGGAGAAUUGAUAUCAAUCAAUUCGCAGCCAUGCUUUCCAAGUAG